Impatiens glandulifera is the source of this 1371-nucleotide messenger RNA. RefSeq names its product phenolic glucoside malonyltransferase 1-like. The record is from RefSeq and is a predicted model, not a curated record. NCBI's taxonomy places the organism in Eukaryota, Viridiplantae, Streptophyta, Magnoliopsida, Ericales, Balsaminaceae. The coding region runs from base 1 to 1371 and encodes 456 amino acids. The transcript has a single exon.
AUGGCGACGACGACGGCGGUGAAAGUUAUAGAGGUAUGCAUGGUAAAACCGGCACCAAAUCCGCCGGAGAAGAAGCUCUCCUCCUCCUCCGACGACGAGGGUAAUAAUAAUUACCUUCCUCUCACUUUUUUUGACACAAUUUGGCUCAAAUUCCUCCCGACGAAACGACUCUUCUUCUACGAAAUCAACCAUUUAUCAUCUUAUCUUUUCUACAACACCAUUCUUCCUAACCUCAAGCAUUCACUCUCUAUCACCCUUCAACACUAUCCCUCCAUCGCCGGAAACCUCACCUGGCAUCCCGACACCGCAAACCCAGUUAUCCGUUACUCUCCUCACGGCCAUGCAGAUGGCGGCGGCGUCCUCUUCUCAGUUUCCGAGUCCCAAACCCUCGACUUUGAUUUUCUCUCCACCGACGACGAUUUCAAGGAAUCCAAACAUUUUCAUCCUCUUUUGCCCGAUCUCCAUGUUUCAGAAUCUGAGGCUAAUCUUCUUUCUUUAAAACUGACUCUGUUUCCUGGUUACGGAUUCUCCAUCGGCUACUCCGCCCAUCACGCAUCCAUGGACGGGAAGAGCACCGCCAUGUUUAUAAAGUCAUGGGCCACCAUUUGCAGACUCGGAGGAGGAGGAGCCCUUACUCCAGAACUAAUCCCCCUUCUAGAUAGAUCCUUCAUUCAUGACCCUUCAAAUAUCGCCACGAUUUUCACUCAUCAAUGGAUGGAAAUGAUUCAUGGAAAUGAAAACGAGAGAAGUUUCGUUCCAAUGGAGAUGAAGCCAGAACCAGGGAUAUUCAGAAGCACAUUCCGGUUAACUCCGGAUCAGAUAGGACAAAUAAAAGCUAUAAUAAAGAGCUCGAGACCUGUUUCUACUUUCACUGCGGUUUGUUCAUAUAUUUGGACUUGUCUGGUUAAAGCAGAGGAAGGGGAUAUAACAAAGGAGAUUGUCUAUCUGAAUAUCAACGUGGAUUGUAGAUCCCGGCUGGAACCACCGAUUCCGCCAACUUACUUUGGAAACUGCAUUGCGCAUCGGUUUGCGAUGGCAAAGGUUGAGUCUUUGAAAGGAGGUGAUGGGUUGGUGGUGGCUGCGGCGGCGAUUAGAGAGGCAAUUGGAAGCUUGGCCGGCAAUGGAGGGGUUUUGAAAGGGGUGGAAAAGUGGUUUUCGGAAGUAAGUUCAAUAUUUUGGAAUGAGAAGGUUUAUAGCAUUGGUGGGUCGCCAUUGUUUGAUUUUUAUGGGGUGGAUUUCGGAUGGGGAAGGCCGAAGAAGGUGGAGAUGGUGUCAUUUGACAUGAAUGGGUCAUUUUCUCUCUGCGAUUGUAGAGAUGGAAAUGGUGUUAUUGAGAUCGGGAUGGUGAAAUCUUUUGUUUCUUUGAGUUAG